Molecule: messenger RNA, 1068 nt
Organism: Lachancea sp. 'fantastica'
Lineage: Eukaryota; Fungi; Ascomycota; Saccharomycetes; Saccharomycetales; Saccharomycetaceae
Source: the annotation of a GenBank genome assembly
AUGGGUAAAAAAAAGGCUACCAAGAGUUUUAGAAACUCAAAACAGGAUUCAAAUGAGUCUCAAUCUAUGGAUCCACUUUUCGGCCAAAGCAGAGCGUUCGCUUUAGAGGGCCAUCUGGUAAAUCCACAAGUCAGGAAGUACUUGAAGUCGGUGAGGCAACAAGCUUUGAGCACACUAGGUGCUGAUCCAGGCAGCAAAGUGCAAAGAGCUACAAGGCCAAAAGAAAACCAGGGAUUUUACGACGAUGAGCCCGUAGUGAAUCAGAAGCUGGCCCGUUUUGACAAGAAUAGUAAAGCCUGGGUAGCAUGGUUUAGAGAGCUGAAAAACGGAAUCCAAGAGACUGAAGGGUCGUCAGCCCAACAAUACACUCCAGAAACUUUGGACUUACUGCUUUUAUAUUUCAAGAGGUUCUUGCAAGAAGCGGUCGAAAAGGGAAGCAUCGAAUCCAAUGAGAGUGUCACGAAAGUACUGGCAUUGUUGCAAUCGCAUAACGUUGAGGAAGAUGCAGAAACCGAGUCACUUGAAAUCGACGAAGAAUGGGCUAACAGUCUGGUAGCCCAACUCAAGACGAAAAGAUUUCACAACAUACAAACCAUCGACGAACUCAAGCGGCUGAUAAGUACACCGAAACCGCUGCCGCAGAAUUUUAACUCAUGGCACAACUUCAUUACAAGGACUGAGCCGAGUCCUGCCUUGCUACAAAGGAUAAGUGACAACGAUUGCGUUCUUCGGUUGGCCAGUUAUUUGAUUCAAUGGGUCGGUGACAUACCUAAGAAUAAAAACGUCGGCAGGAUAUCCCAAUGGACACUCUUUGUGCUUUUAUACCUGGACAGUAAUCUACCGGCUCCAAAUGUCAGUAUACUGCGAGAUUUGGGAAAGAAAGCCCGCCAUUGCAAGCUAAAAACUUUGGCUUCCACGGACACUCAAUCAAUCUACCAUUUGAAGGUCCCUGAAGGAUUUCCCGUACCAAGCGUCGAGAUCGAGCCACUCACCGCUAUUGAUUUGGCUCUUGCCGUUGUUGCUUUGGAAUAUGGUCAACGAGAUCUGAUUGACUGGACAGAUACUUGA